AUGGAGAAUAAUAAUGAAAAUUAUAACAAAAAUUUACUAUCAGAUAAAGAGUUCUUUGACUGGAUUCCAUUAGGUUAUAGAUUUUGUCCAAAAGAUUGUGAGCUCAUUGAGCAUUAUUUGAAGAAGAAAAUCAAUGGUGAAAAAUUGCCAACAAAUGAUUUUCGAGAGAUAUGUACUAUCAAUCUUCAUCAUCCUCAAGAACUUUGCACUACGGAAAAUAUGCAUCAAAGAGGGGGCAAGUGGUAUUUCUUCACUUCAAGAGAAAGAAAGCACAAAAAAGGCAGCAAACCAAAUAGAGAAGUCAAAGGCAAAGGCUAUUGGAAGGCUACAGGUGUUGAUGCUGAAAUUACAAAAAAUGACCAUAUUAUUGGCUACAAAAUGACACUUGAUUUCUAUGAUCAAAAUAAAAUAAAAUCUCAGUGGAAAAUGCAUGAAUUUCGUCUUGAUCGAAAAAGUUCUCCACCUGAUUUGGACAAAUAUGUGUUGUGCGAGAUCUAUAUCAACACUGCGGCUAAGAACGACAAUAACGACGAGGCUGCAAAUUCUCCCAACAUUGACAAUAAUAUCAUUGGUCAAGACGAUCCGAGUCUUGAAAUUCUCAACAUGUAUCCUUAUGAAGAAAAAAUGGAGCAUGAACAAAAUUUUGCAGGUUUCAACAACAAUUUGGAGUUUGGUGGUGAUCAUCAAUUUGGCCAAGAAAUUACUACUCCAAAUUUGAUAUCAUCAUCAAGUAAUGUUCAUCAGCUUCCAAAUUAUGGUGAUCAUGGAAAUGUUUGUUGCUUUCAAGGUUUUGAUGAGCUUGGUGCAGUGAUCAAAGGCGGAGCUAGAAUUUGAAGUUUGCAAAUUCAGAAAUUAUUACCGAAUUCAUAGCUUGUCUCAGUUACUCAGUUCACGGAUUAGGGUAGAAUGUUAGUAGGUAAUUGAACGUUAGUCUCGCUUUCCUGUGGGAUAGACUUGGUAGCUUGAUGCACUGUACGUGUUUCUCCAAACAUACCAGUAGUAAGCAUUUUUCUCGUAGUUUCUUGUCCUGCAAUUUUUAU
Messenger RNA from Lycium barbarum (goji berry), 1040 nucleotides. RefSeq names its product NAC domain-containing protein 86-like. Gene Ontology annotation, biological process: regulation of DNA-templated transcription; system development. Lineage: Eukaryota; Viridiplantae; Streptophyta; Magnoliopsida; Solanales; Solanaceae. The transcript is spliced from 3 exons. Gene Ontology annotation, molecular function: DNA binding. The record is from RefSeq and is a predicted model, not a curated record. Bases 1 to 834 code for a protein of 277 amino acids.